Venturia canescens is the source of this 1267-nucleotide messenger RNA. RefSeq lists its product as uncharacterized. The transcript has 3 exons. NCBI's taxonomy places the organism in Eukaryota, Metazoa, Arthropoda, Insecta, Hymenoptera, Ichneumonidae. The record is from RefSeq and is a predicted model, not a curated record. Bases 1 to 1041 code for a protein of 346 amino acids.
AUGCGACAACGCGUGAAUUACGUCACGCCCGGCGCGCGUGAAGAGGCCAAGAAUACUGUACUAUUGUAUGACGUAUUGUGUGCUGACCACUCGAAAGGAACCCAAAUCAGCAUCUGUCAAAAAAACACAUCAGAGUUGAAAAAAAGCGAUAAGAAAAAACGGGGGAAGAAGAAGGCCAAGAGAAAAAGUAAAAGGAAAAAGAAGAGAAAGAAAAAGAAAAAGGAGGAGACCGAGUGCGAAAUUACGAAGGCCUGGAGAUGUUUGGUACGUACGUGGUGCAUCGAAUUUCUCUUCAAGAUCUGUUGCUGCUCGAAGAACCUUGAUUCGUCAUCAACUGUACGUCCUUGCACCGACCCAUGUUGCUGUUGCUCUCACUGCAAGUGUCGUUUUUGCGGACCCGGGAGCGAUAGCAAAUAUGUCCGAUGCGACGGGUAUGAGGAAUCCGAUCCCGUGGCCUCGUCGGGACGCGAGAGCGUUGAUCUUCACAAUUCCGUGAAUAAAGUCUCAUCGUGUCGUACCAAAGAGAAAAAUAAAAAAAGGCGAAAAUCCAAGACACCGAAAAAAGUUGAGUCACCGAGUGACGAAACGGAUGAUCAUUUCGUCUUUAUUCCUUGUCCGGGAAAAUCGAUGGAUGCUUCCAACGAUCGAGUCGAUAAUGGAACCAUUGAGGAAAAUACUGAUAAGAAGACGGGAAGUUCAACGAAAUGUUGCUCCUUUCUGGGAGCCACUAAAAAAUCCCGAUCUCCGGCGAAAUCAUCAAUAAAAAAGAAAACGAUGUUAGAGGAUAUAAAUACGAGUGAAUCGAUGAACGAGAACGGUUGCUCAUGCAGAAGAACGGAUGUGAAACCGCCGUCGACAAAACACUGUAAAUUUCAAGAGACUAAAAUUUGUGAAUGCGAGACGAACACUUCGUACGAAAACCUUAACGAGGGUAAAACGAAGAAAGCUCUGCACAUAAUGUUCGAUAUACUAUUCUGGCCGCACACAUGCUUGCCCAAACGAAGUAACGCCGGAAAUAAAAAGAAGGAAAAAAUUUCAUAAAUCGAUAUUUUCAAGGUGCUCAACUCUGCUUGGAGCAAAAAACAAAUGCUUUAUAAAGAAUAUUUAUAUCGAAGUAGUAGUAAUUUUAUUUAUAUACUUACAUACAUAGUUUAGUAUCGACUAACGAUUGAAAUUGAUUGAAACCGAGAAUUUGGGUCUGUGAAUAUUUAAAAAAAAUGACCUUCGCUUUUAUCUUAUUUAAUUAUACGAUUUUUUUUCGAGUUUA